Messenger RNA from Hyaloperonospora brassicae, 1839 nucleotides. NCBI's taxonomy places the organism in Eukaryota, Oomycota, Peronosporomycetes, Peronosporales, Peronosporaceae. The record is from the annotation of a GenBank genome assembly.
AUGGGCUCCCACAGCGCUGUAGAGGACGACGGGCACCCGGUGAUGGACAUGGAGACCGCUGCGGGUCGCCGGCUCUUGGGCGAGAACAAACGCGUGUGGCGCGACCGGUUGGCGUCCACGAGCUCGUCCGGCGGCUACUCGGACGCCGCCUCUGUGGACGACGCGAGUGGCACUGCGCUUGAGCUGCCGCCGCACCUCCGGGACCACUUGGUGAGUGUCGUGCACCGGACGCUGCCGCCAGUGACGUCGCUGGAAGGCGGGGAGCGGCUGCCGCCGAUCGAUUACUCGCGGCCGCCGCCCAUGCGGAUCCCACUGCUGCCCGAGAACAUGAAACUAGAGCCGAUCCCCGGCCUAAACCAGCGACGGCAGAUGAAGCGCGUGAUCGUGUGCGGCGCCGGUAUUAUCGGGCUCACGACCUGUUACUAUCUGGCAAAACAGGGCCACGAGGUGCUGUGUGUCGAGAAGGAGCGGGGCGUGGGCACGCAAGUGAGUUUCUGCAACGGCGGGUUCCUCGACCCCGCGCUCUACGCCAGUCGCUCGGACAUGACGAACCUCCGCAAAGGAAAGCAAUUUCGCCACGCAAGUGCUACUGCGACCGCAGCAACAGCAGCUGCUGCAGUAGCAGAUGGCAGCAGUGGCACGACGGACGAUGAACGGCUUUCGGCAGCUGCCGCAUCCAGUUCGUCGAGGGAUAUUACUGUCUCGGUGCGACCAGCGCGGGGAUCGGUGGCCAAGUGGCCGUCGCGAGAAAAGCCCAUGAAAAUUGAAAUGUCGGCUUUUCGAGACGCAAAGUUUUGGAAGUGGGGGCUCCAGUUUUGGCACAAUUCGAAAAAAGGUCGGUCGAAUGAACACUGCCGCACGAUCCGCGAGUUGGGGUUCUACAGUAUGCUGAAGCUGCGUGAGCUGCAGGCCAACACCAAGAAAGGAGAAGUGGUGAUGGACCAAACCGCCCAAGGCACGAUUGAGAUUUUUCGAAAUCACAGCGAGUUACAAGUGACGCUACAAAGCGAUCGAAGCGCGCAUUUAUCGGAACUAGGCAUGGACUUGCAACCACUUAAUGCGACGCAGGCCCGUAAUCUUGAACCCGCGCUGCGGUCAGAGGUUUAUGCCCCAGGAGCUAUCCUGUCAGCAUUUGGAACAAGUGGCGACGUACAUAAAAUGUGUCAAUCACUGUACCGCUUGUGUAUGCGACAAGGGGUGAUGUUCCGGUUCAAUACUGAAGUGCAGCACAUCUUGACGGACAAAUCGUCAGUGAUUGCAUUACAGACACGGAGAGGGUCGCUCAUUGAAGGAGAUGAGUUUGUCCUGGCCCUUGGAAAUUCGACGGCUCCUGUGGCAAAACGAGCAGGAGUGAAACUGGCACUGUAUUCCGUGAAGGGAUAUGUGUUGUCCGUUCCCGUGGCUGCAGGCUUCCGUGCUCCUAUCCACAAUGUCUGUGCUGGUGGACAUGCACUUGUUGCACCGCUGGGCAAGUCCUUGCUGCGAAUAUCGGGCGGUGUAGAUUUCGUGAGUCAGAAAAAGACGGACGAAGAUUCGCCGCGAAAUCAAAAAAAGCGGUACGACUGGCUCUUGGCACAAGCCACGGUCAUGUUUCCAGACGGUUAUCUGGACGUGACCAAGAUACAGACACACACUUGCUGGCGUCCGGUAACAGCGGACGACGUGCCCCUCGUCGGUCGUACGAAGAUUCGGAAUUUGCACGUUAAUGCCGGUCACGGUUCAAAGGGAUGGACACUUUCGUUCGGAGCAGGGGCGUUGAUUGCUGAUGAGAUUAGUGGACGACGCCCACAACUGGACAUGACGAAGUUUGCACCCGAUCGCUUUGGCUUUUUCGGUUAA